Molecule: messenger RNA, 5842 nt
Organism: Gastrolobium bilobum
Lineage: Eukaryota; Viridiplantae; Streptophyta; Magnoliopsida; Fabales; Fabaceae
Product: formin-like protein 20
Exons: 17
Coding region: 585-5033 (1482 amino acids)
Source: RefSeq, a predicted model, not a curated record
CUUCUAAGGAGUCUUCUGCUUUUCAGUCCACUACGCUUCCUUCUUCCCUCUCUGUCUCUAAUAUCACAUUCUCUUCCUUUUCAGCCAAAUUAUCCCUUCACGUUUUCUCCCAAUUUCACCUUUUUUUUUCUGUUAAGAAAAAGAAAAGAAAAGAAAAGAAAAGAAAAAAAGUUCACCUUUUUCGCAUUUCAUUUCAUACACGUACUUCUACUUGACUUCAAGUUUUCCUUCUAAAAUUCCAACCCCUCUUUCUUAAUUUCAUUGAUUGUUAUCUUUCCCUUCCCCUUUUUUGGAAUUCAAAUUCUUUGACUAUAGUUUUUAUUAUUAUUGUCUGAAUUCAAUUUAGCUUUCCCAUUGGAUCACCCCACUUGGCUCUGUCUCUUCCUGAAUUCCCACUUUUGCUUUUGCUUUUGCUCUCUCCUUACCUCUAAAUUGAGCAUUUCUGGGUUCUAUUGGGCUUUGAUCGAAUUGGGUAUUUGCAAGAUCUGCGAUGCCAUUUGUUUGUGGCAAAAAGUUUUGAUCUUGGCGGUGGACCAACCGAAUUACCGGUUUGGAUCCGAUCGGGGUAGAAACAGCGCCAUCAGAUGGCGCUGUUCAGAAGGUUCUUCUACCGGAAGCCGCCGGAUCGGCUUCUGGAGAUCUCCGAGAGAGUUUAUGUUUUUGAUUGUUGCUUCUCCACGGAUAUCUUGGGAGAAGAUGAAUACAGAGCUUAUAUGGGGGGAAUUGUGGCUCAGCUACAAGAUCACUUUCCAGAUGCUUCUUUCAUGGUGUUCAACUUCAGAGAAGGGGAGAGACGCAGCCAAAUCUCAGACAUACUUUCUCAGUAUGACAUGACAGUUAUGGAGUACCCUCGGCAAUACGAGGGUUGUCCCCUUCUGCCUUUAGAGAUGGUCCAUCACUUCCUUCGAUCAAGUGAAAGCUGGUUGUCUUUGGAGGGGCAACAGAAUGUGCUUUUGAUGCAUUGUGAAAGGGGAGGUUGGCCUGUGCUGGCAUUUAUGCUAGCAGGUCUUCUAUUAUACCGGAAACAGUACAAUGGGGAUCAGAAGACUCUUGAAAUGGUCUACAAGCAAGCUCCCAGAGAACUUCUCCACUUUUUAUCUCCUUUGAACCCACAGCCUUCUCAGUUCAGAUAUCUUCAGUAUAUUUCUAGGAGACAUUUGGGUUCUGAGUGGCCACCAUCAGAAACACCCUUGUAUUUGGAUCGUCUGAUUCUUAGCGACCUUCCAUUAUUUGAUGAUGGAAAAGGUUGCAGGCCUGUUGUACGUGUUUAUGGUCAGGACCCUUCAAGCCCUGCCAAUAGAAGUUCAAAGCUUCUUUUUUCAACUUCAAAAUCCAAAAGGCAUGUUCAUCACUACCUACAGGCAGAGUGUAUGCUCGUGAAAAUUGAUAUCCAUUGUCGUGUUCAAGGGGAUGUGGUUCUUGAGUGCAUACAUUUAGAUGAAGAUUAUAUUCGUGAGGAGAUGAUGUUUAGAGUUAUGUUCCAUACUGCAUUUGUGCGGUCAAAUAUAUUGAUGCUGAGCCGUGAUGAAAUUGAUAUUUUGUGGGAUGCAAAGGAUCAAUUUCCCAAGGACUUCAAAGCAGAGGUGCUUUUUUUGGACGCUGAUGCUAUUAUACCUGAUCUAACCACAGUCACGGUGAGUGAAGAUGCAAAUGAGACUGAAAGUGCUGACACAGAAAGUGCUUCACCUGAGGAAUUCUAUGAAGUGGAAGAGAUUUUCAGCAAUGUAAUUGAUGCACAGGAAGGUAAGGGGGAGUAUGAUUCUCAUGCUUUUCAUGACAAUGCAGUGGAUGAUGCAAAUCAUAAAGAGAUUUGGAAGGAAGAAGUGGAUCCUCAUACUUUUCAGGAUUGUACACCAGAUGAUGGGAUCCACAAACAGGUUGACAAGAUGGAUUCUGGUAUUAAUGUGGUGAAAGACAUCUCUGUUGAUGAUGUGAACUACAAGUUCAAUAAGAGCAUGGAUUCAGAUGCAGUGAAGGACAUUGCUGUGGAUGAUGGAGAAAUUAAGUUAACUUCCCCUUCAGUCACUUCCGAUGUGAUGAAAACUCUGGAACCAAAGGAAGUCACUGUGGAUGUGCACAGGGAUUUGGAAGUUAUGCAAAACAAAUAUGAUGAAGAUAACGAAGCAACAAAAAAUGAAUUAGACUCCAAGGCAGGGCAGCAGAUGCCUGAUAUUUCCAAACAAAAAUCUGGUAAACUACUUCCAUCUACUGCCAAGAAACAGCUUCCAUUAAACUCAAAGCCAGUCGGAGAUAUACUUGCAGCAAAGCAAAAGGUUAAACAACAAGACACUCAAGGUUUUCAGACAAAACAAGCCAAACCGAAUGCAGUAACUAGGUGGAUUCCUUCUAACAAGGGUUCUUACAUAAAUUCAAUGCAUGUGUAUUAUCCACCAUCAAGGAAUAAUAGUGCACCAGCUGCAUUGUCAAAUUUUACCUCUCCAAAGGAGAAAAUGGAAGAUGCCAAAGCAAGAUCUUCUUCUGCUCCUCUUGUCUCUGCAAUUGUUUCUAUUGACAUGACAAAUGACCAGAAAAGCCGUAAGUUAACCACUUCAAAAUCUUCUGGCUACUCAAUAGCAGAAAUAGAUGCAAACUGUCCACCAUCACCGUUAGUGUCAAUUAAAGAGACAUCUCUUCAAUCAGUUACUCAAGCACAACAAUUGAGCUCAGAGCAAGUGCUACGGCCUCCCCCACCGCCUCCACCUUUGCCUCCAACUCAUGCAAGAAACUCUUUACAUGUUUUUGAACCUUUAUCAUUACAGAAUGUUGUAUCACCUCAAGCUCAUCCAUCUCUACUAGUAACAUCAUCUUCUUUGGGUGGAAAAGAGUCUAUUGCACAACCGUUAACACAUCCGCCACCACCGCCAACUUUAACAUCAUUUACUAGACCAGAAGUUAGAGAGUAUUUACUAUCUAGAAUUUCUCCUCCCCUUCCCCCUCCCCCUCCCCCUCCCCCUCCGCCCCCAUUUUUUGGGCAAAAUAAAAAGAGCUUAUUACCUUCUCUACCCCUUUUGAAGUCGGUGGGUUCAUCAAUAGUUGGAGAUACUAGUGGUUCUUUAUCACCUUCUCUACCCACUCUUCCUUCAUGGUCUCCACCUCCACCACCACCACCACCACCACCACCACCACCAAUGCCUCCUCUAAGGUAUGCAGUUUCAUCCACUCCUCUUCCUCCUCCUCCUCCUCCUCCUCCUCCUCCUCCACCACCGCCACCGCCAUCAACAACACCUCCUCCCCCUCCCUCAUUUCCUACAUCUUUGACACAUAAGGCUCCAAACCCUUCGCUCCCACUACCCUCCACUGCAUCACAUGAAGCUCCAUUGGCACCCCCACCUCCACCUCCACCUCCACCUUCUUUUAGUAGAGCUCAACCACUGCCUCCUCCACCUCCUUUUAGUAGAGCUCCGCCUCCAUUGCAUGGAGCUCCACCUACACCUUCCCGACCACCACUUCUUCCUUCAUCAGGUGUUGCCCCACCUCCACCUCCUCCUCCUCCUCCAACGUCUAGAGCCCCACCUCCCCCACCCCCACCAAUUCGUGGAGCACCACCACCACCUCCUCCAAUGCCUAGAGCACCGCCUCCUCCGCCUCCACCUGGUGGACGAGGCCCACCCCCUCCGCCUCCGCCUGGUGGUCGAGGCCCAGCUCCUCCACCUCCCCCUAGUGCUCCUGGUGCUCCACCUCCUCCUAGACCUCCUGGUGGUGCACCUCCGCCGCCUCCACCUUUAGGUUCCAAAGGUGCAAAUCUUGUAGCUGAUUCGAGAGGGAGAGGGCGUGGAUAUGCACGCUCUGCAGGAGUUGGUGCAACGGCAUCCCGACGAUCCUCCUUAAAGCCUCUACAUUGGAGUAAGGUUACAAGGGCACUACAAGGAAGUUUAUGGGAAGAAUUACAAAGACAUGGAGAGCCUCAAAUUGCACCAGAGUUUGAUGUUUUAGAGCUAGAGAAGCUUUUCUCUGCAAAUGUUCCAAAACCCGUUGAUUCUGGAGGGCGGCGCAAGUCCGUUGGAUCUAAAACUGACAAAGUCCACUUGAUUGACCUAAGGAGGGCUAAUAAUACUGAAAUUAUGCUCACUAAGGUUAAGAUGCCACUUCCUGAUAUGAUGGCUGCAGUAUUGGCCAUGGAUGAGUCAGUAUUAGAUGUAGAUCAGGUGGAAAAUCUCAUUAAGUUUUGUCCUACCAAAGAGGAGAUGGAACUUUUGAAGGGGUACACGGGUGACAAGGAGAAUUUGGGGAAGUGUGAACAGUAUUUUUUGGAGCUCAUGAAGGUGCCAAGGGUGGAGUCAAAAUUAAGAGUAUUCUCUUUCAAGAUUCAGUUUGGUUCUCAGGUUACAGAAUUUAAGAAGAGUUUAAACACUGUGAACUCUGCCUGUGAGGAGGUCCGAAAAUCUGUCAAACUGAAGGAGAUCUUGAAGAAAAUUCUUUAUUUGGGUAAUACGUUGAAUCAGGGAACAGCAAGGGGAUCUGCAGUUGGAUUCAAGUUGGAUAGUCUUUUAAAGCUCACUGACACUCGCGCUUCUAACAAUAAGAUGACACUGAUGCAUUAUCUAUGCAAGGUUAUAGCUGAAAAGUCAACUGGACUCCUUGAUUUUCACCUAGACCUUGUUAGCCUGGAAGCUGCCACUAAGAUACAAUUGAAGUCAUUAGCAGAAGAGAUGCAGGCAAUCAUCAAGGGAUUAGAAAAGGUUAAACAAGAGUUCACUGUAUCUGAAAAUGAUGGACCCGUGUCAGAAGUUUUCCGUAAGACAUUGAAGGAAUUCAUAAUUGUGGCUGAGUCAGAGGUGGUAUCUUUAACAAGCCUAUAUUCAGUGGUGGGUAGAAAUGCAGAUGCACUUGCACUAUACUUUGGUGAGGAUCCUGCUCGUUGCCCGUUUGAGCAGGUUACUGCAACUCUCUUAAAUUUUAUAAGGUUGUUUCGGAAAGCACAUGAAGAGAACUGCAAACAAGCAGAGUUAGAGAAGAAGAAAGCUGAGAAAGAGGCUGGAAUAGAAAAGGCCAAGGGCAUUAACUUGACAAGGAAGAGUGCAAAAGAUAGUUGACGACUGGGUUUUCUGCUCCUUUGCACUGACAUCAUGCACUUGCCAGAGAGCAGGAAUCUACCCAUGUAAGGGGAAUGCUUCUGAGACCAGUUUAGAAGCCUCCCUUUCUACGAUGAUGAUGUGAUAAUUAGCCUUGCAAGCUGAUCUAUUGAGGUGGAAUAGCAGAACCUUUGAACAUGCAACAGGCUCAGGAGAUGUCAUGCUGUUGAAUCAGAUUUAUAUGGCCAGUUGAAAGUCCAAAUUUAGACGCAGAAUGGAUGCUUACUGUGAUUGAUUGAGAUGCCAUAUGCAUCCAGUGAAUGCUAUGAAAAUGAUAGAUCUGGUCCCUCUCAUGUUGAUUCAAGAAGAAAUUUUGUACUAGAGCAUGUCUUGUAUUGCAGUAGAACUGGCAUUGACUUGCAUCUUCAUUUUGGCAUAUUUUUCUUGCACCAGGGCAGAUGCUUUUUGGAUUUGCAGAGCACCAAAGUCCAACAGUAGUACCAUGAAACCUUGUACAAAGCACUAACCCUCUCUUUUAGGAUCCGAUUCUUUCUCAUGUAACAUAGAAAUUAGUUUUCUUUCCUAUAGAGAUUUUGGUAGACACCCUCGAGAAAAUGUUGUAUAGCUAGGUGUGAGGUUAAGAGAAAAUAGAAAUCAGGGGACUGUAUUGUAACUGUAAUAUAUGUAAACAGCAGGCCGAGUUAGAAAUGCUAGGUAGGUUCAUUUUUCAUGUGAAAUACAGUAUGUAUUAGUGAAGUGUAAAAUGUUCAUGAAAUUUACAGCGCUGGAUUAUAUGUUCACAUAUUGUAGUAGUAUAGAAACAGUGAAAA